This is a messenger RNA of Striga asiatica, 330 nucleotides long. The record is from the annotation of a GenBank genome assembly. Lineage: Eukaryota; Viridiplantae; Streptophyta; Magnoliopsida; Lamiales; Orobanchaceae.
AUGGGCCGAACGACCUCUUUGAAGCGUCGAGCUACGCCGAGCUGCACUAGCCGAGAUUCACAUGUCGUGAGAGAGACAUCCCAUCGCCGAGCUGCUUGCAUGGAAAUGUCGAGCUGCCAAUGCCGAAGUGCCGAGCUGGAAGAGCUUAUGGCGACCGUCGCCUCCACCAAGGUCCCGAAAGCUACCGUCGUCACCAACGAGAUCCUGCCGGCUUCCAUCAUUGCCGACGAGGUCCCAGUGGCCACCGACCAGCCCGACUCCACUCAUAGCUGCUGCUCCUUGGCCGAGAAGCUCGCGAUAAACUGCUUCCCCCGAAAAAAUGGCGAAUAA